Glycine soja is the source of this 1389-nucleotide messenger RNA. RefSeq lists its product as uncharacterized. Lineage: Eukaryota; Viridiplantae; Streptophyta; Magnoliopsida; Fabales; Fabaceae. The transcript is spliced from 4 exons. Bases 1 to 1389 code for a protein of 462 amino acids. The record is from RefSeq and is a predicted model, not a curated record.
AUGAUUGCUGCUUAUGAGAAGAAAAUAGUUGAAACUGCAGCAUACAUGGAGGCAAUGCAAGAAGAAGACGAGGAAGAGGAAGACGAGAUCCUAGAGAUUGCAAGACUUAAAAGUGGAAAAAAGCGUCCAACAACAUCAAAUGAAGCCUCCUCAACUGCUUCCAAUAAGAGGAUCACAACUAAAAAAGGCCCUAUUGAUCUUUUGUUCUCCAAAGCACCUGAAGAAAGUAUCAAAUUAGGAAAAACCAUGAGACAAUCAAGUGUAAAUGAAACUUAUAACAAGGUUGCAAGAGACAGGGCAGUUCAGUACAUUGCUCGUUUCUUUUUUAGGAAUGGAAUACCAUUCAAUGUUGCUAAAUCAAAAAGUUUCAAGUUGAUGAUUGAGGCGAUUGGAACCUAUAGUCCUCAUUUAAAGCCUCCAAGCUAUCAUGAAUUGAGAGUUCCACUCCUUAAAAAAGAGUUGGAAUACACGAAGGGCUUAUUGAGGGGUCAUGAGGAGGAGCGAAUCAAAUAUGGGUGUUCAAUUAUGUCAGAUGGUUGGACGGAUAGGAAGAAUAGAACUUUGAUUAACUUUUUGAUCUUUGAGCUUUUGGAUAGCUUUGUUGAGGAGAUUGGAGAAAAGAAUGUUAUUCAAGUGGUGACGGACAAUGGAAGUAAUUAUGUGUUGGCGGGUAAAAUUUUACAAGUCACGAGACCAAAAAUAUUUUGGACUCCAUGUGCUGCACAUUGUCUUGACUUGAUGCUAGAAGAUAUUGGAAAGAUCCCAAAAGUAAAAAGGGUUAUACAGAGAGGCAUCAAGCUUGUAGGCUACAUUUACAACCAUACAUUGGCUUUGAACACCAUGAGGAAAUUCACACAAAAAACUGAAUUAGUGAGACAUGGAGUUACAAGAUUUGCUACCACUUUCUUAACUUUGCAAAGAUUGCAUAAGCAAAAGGCCAAUCUUAGAAGGAUGUUUACUUCAGAUGAAUGGUUGAAGUCUAAGGCAGCUAAAGAGCCCAAGGGGAAGCAAGCAACAGAUGUUGCUCUUAUGCCAUCAUUUUGGAAUGAUGUUGUUUAUGCUUUAAAGGCUAUGGGGCCUCUUGUAAGUGUGUUGAGGUUGGUGGAUAAUGAAAAAAAACCUGCAAUGGGUUUCAUUUAUGAAGCAAUGGAUAGGGCCAAAGAAGCAAUUCAAAGAGCUUUCAAUAACAAUGAAGGGAAGUAUAAGGAUAUCCUUGCAAUCAUUGAUAAAAGAUGGGAUUGCCAACUUCACCACCCUUUGCAUGCAGUGGGUUAUUAUUUAAAUCCAAAGUUCUUUUACACCAAUCCAAACAUUGACAAUGAUAAUGAAGUGGUGGAUGGCCUCUACAAAUGUAUUGAUAAGCUUAGUGAAGAUGAUGAUUUUCAAUGA